AUGGAUGACUCCGAGGAUAGUUUGCUCCAAAAUCGGCUCACUACCAACAACCGAUUACUUCGCUUCUUUUCAGGAUCCAGGAGGACCGAUGAGAGCGAUUUAAAGGAAAGACGAAAUAAUUAUGUGGCUCUAUCUUACACUUGGGUCCCGUCAGCCUAUGAGGAUGAUAAGAGCGGUCGGUACCUGGUGGAGGAUAGAAAUAGAAAUACGUUCAGUCCAUCUGACGUUCGAGAUUGCGUCUUGGACCGUAUUACCAAGUACAUGAAAGUCAAGGGAGUUAAGCUGUUAUGGAUUGACCGACACAGUAUACCACAACAGACUUGCGAAGACCCUACCUGCCGGUGUUGGCCGUGCAACCAAAAGAGGCAGAGUCUUCAGUCUAUGGACCAAGUUUAUCAGCUCAGUGAACAUCCUGUUGCGUUACUGGGCCGGCCAAUCUCGUCAGAAGACGAACUGGAAAUCUUCUGCAAAAUCCUCGAAGGAGCUUUUGUUACUAAGGAUGAUGAAAAGGGUCGCUGGAAGUUCGAGAAGACAAUUAAUCGACAUGACGCAAGCCACGCACUUAGACUGCUUUACGAAAUUACUAAAGACCUUUGGUGGCAGCGGGCUUGGACAUUCCAGGAGAAUUAUAAAGGAGGAACGCAGAUGAUUCUUCUCAUUCCACAUCCAGAGUCAUUGGAAAUAAAGAAAUUAAUUUGGGGAGUUUUUGGUUAUAUUCCAGGGGAGCUCUCCAUUAAAUCGACAGAAUUUUCCGACGAGGCGACCAAAUUUUGUCAAGCUUUCCGCGGCACGCCAAAUCUGACGGAGGAAGACAGCUGCAAGAUAAAAUAUAUCCUCAGUAGGACUGAAAAGUACACUGUGAGCCUAAAGGAGUCGGAGCCCAUGUACCCCGCCAUCAUCGCCAACGUUCAAGCCAGAGAUAUUACAGAUCCAUGGGAUCGUAUCCCUAUCAUUGCCAACUGCUGCAGUUAUCCUGUUCGUCUGGAUGCGCAAAAGCUGAAAAAACGGGGCGAUAGUCUCAGCUUGGCGAUAUUGGCGACCUGUCUCCUCAAUGGGGAGAUUCUUAACAACAAGCCAUUGAGAUAUUCCAAACGUAAUCUAUCCGUUUCCCAGUUUCUGAAUACUUAUUGCUUCAAAGAGAUCCGCUCCCCUCCGGAAGUGAGGCGCCUAACGUAUAAUAAGGGUUGUCGGUUUAAUAAUGUAGAGCUUACAGAAGUUGGGAUAAAAACCAAAGGACACCUAUGGGAACUCGGUCAGAUCAUUCGAACGGCUGGUUUUGAAAAUCAAUUGCCCUUUGUGCGGCCACCAAACUGCGAUAGAAUAGAACUUGGCGAGUAUCGGCGUCUCACUCGCCUCCAUAAGGAGUUGAAGAAGUACCAUCCCUGUAGGAAGCUUGCAGAUGACAUCGGUAAAUAUUUGCGUAGUAUAGACGUAGGGAAGAUGGAUUACGAUUUUGGGGAGAACUACAUGUUGAUGAUGGCGGUAGAGGUGGCUAAGGCAAUUGAAGAGGGGAAGACACUGAGACUUGGAAGACUUUGCGAGCCUGACGACACACUGAAUCCGUAUUCAGCCAUCUUCGUUUGGGGGGACACCCCAACCAGGGACCCAGCGUUUGUUUUCACUUCACUGCAUCACAGUUGGAAUGACACCGACCGUCACGUUUCCCUUCAAGUGGAUCUGCGGGAUAAGAGGGACGACACUCCACAAUUGUACGUCAACCGUUGGCUUCUUGGGAUGUGCUUCUUCCGGGGGGAGCUGCAAAGACGUGUAGUCUUUCCAUGGCCGCCCGCCUUAGUAGGGCCGUCACAUCACUCUUGA
Messenger RNA from Daldinia caldariorum, 1818 nucleotides. RefSeq lists its product as uncharacterized. The transcript is spliced from 2 exons. Lineage: Eukaryota; Fungi; Ascomycota; Sordariomycetes; Xylariales; Hypoxylaceae. The record is from RefSeq and is a predicted model, not a curated record. Bases 1 to 1818 code for a protein of 605 amino acids.